Molecule: messenger RNA, 1545 nt
Organism: Cucurbitaria berberidis CBS 394.84
Lineage: Eukaryota; Fungi; Ascomycota; Dothideomycetes; Pleosporales; Cucurbitariaceae
Exons: 2
Coding region: 1-1545 (514 amino acids)
Cellular component (GO): plasma membrane; cellular bud neck
Source: RefSeq, a predicted model, not a curated record
AUGCCGGCUCUCUUCGCGCGCCAAAACCCCCUCGACGAGGCGCGAAAGACGCUUUCGUCAUGGGACAAUUGCAUGGCCAAGAGCUACUGCAAGUGGCCCGUCAUCGUCGUCAUAGUCGUCGGCUCCCUCAUCCUUCUAUCGAUCGUGAUUAGCAUAGCGCGAUGCAUAUGUUGUGGCGCCGAGUGCGUAUGCUGCUGCUUCAAGUGCUGUUCCUGCUGCUGCGGCGGCGGCAGAUCAGGCCACAAGCGCGUGAAGAGCGAGCCUACACCUAUAUACCCCCCGACCGGGGCUGCGAAUCCGUACGCGGCGGCACAUGCUGUUGCUCCUCCCGCACCGCCGAUUGAUUCGAGGGCGGCGAACCAGCAGUAUCAGAGUAAUGCCAUGCCGGCAUUUACUCCUACGCCUGCGGCUGCGCCGGCGGCUGAAAGACCGCAAUUUGCGACCUUUGCGAGCGCCGAUAAACCUGUGAACGAAGACGCGCUGCCUGCUAUGCCGACAUGGAAAGAUGGACGGGAUGUGCACGUUGCCGUCGAGGAGAAGGCUGUGCCAGAGAAGCAGGGCGACAUGGAAAUGGAUAGGCUGAACCACAACGGCAGUGUCACGAAUGGCUCUACGACGGGCGUGGCGGCUAUGGGAGGAGCGAGGAGGUCGCCCUCAGGCAGGACUCCUUUACAGCGCACCCCGACUGGGGACAGCUACGGCUUCCCGCCUAGCUAUCAGAGCGAAUCGUUCGUGGGUGCGGGACCGCGAAACAGCCCAGGGCCCUAUGGAAGCCAGAAUGCAAGGCCGUAUGCCCAGCAAGACGACUACCGCAGGGGAUCACCGGGCCCGAACAGCAAUCUAUCGCCAAUCUACGGACCAGGAGAAGGCUAUUCGCAGGUUCAGCAGUUUGGACGUCGCUCUCCCGGACAGCCUCAGGCGUACAACCAGUACAACGGGCACGAUCGCUACGAUCCGCACGAUCAAUACAAUGAGCCUGAUAGGAGAUUCCGCUCUCCUCCACCGAACGCGAACAACUACAACUAUGGAUUUAAUAACCCAUCACCAUAUGAGGACUUUGCGCCUGCACCUGCGCAGCAACGAUCACAUACCCCUGGCUACGCCCCGUCAGAGUCAACGCGCUACGAGCCAUCUACAGCGCCUACGUACACAAGUCAAGCACCUGUGCAACAGCGGUCGCAUACCCCAGGCUACCCCCAACCAGACUCAACUCGCUUUGAGCCGUCUACAACGCCUGUGUAUCCAGGGCAAGCAACCCCUCAACAGCGAUCACAUACCCCAGGCUAUGCCCCAUCAGACUCGACUGGCUACGAGCCAUCUGCAGCGCCUACGUACACGAGUCAAGCGCCCGUGCAGCAGCGGUCACAUACCCCAGGGUACGAGCCAUCUGCGGCGCCUGCGUAUACAGGGCAGCAAUCGUACAGCCCGCAGGGUGGGUAUCCUGGUCAGCAGUCGUAUCAGCCUUUCCAGCCCGGAGCGCCACAGGGACAACAGCAACCUGGCAUGAGGAGGGCGUAUGAUGGGUCGAACAAGGAGUAUCAAUAG